GGCGGCGGUGGUGCCAUCGCGGAUCCAACGAUGGUGGUGCUUCCGCGAGACUGAUAAGAACGUAAUAUUGUAAAAUGGCCGUCCCGUAUUUUUUUUUCCAAUGACAACACCACAAGCCAACUGUCGAUAAAUGACGACCGCAAUCCACUGCUAAUGUCUGCCAUUGUCAUCAAAACACGCCGCACGUUGUACUCGUUAAGCAGUCAUCGUUGUUGAACGAACCGUACUGCAUACGCGUUUGUCGUCUCUGCCUGCUGCUUCGCACUUUGAAUUUAAAUCAAAAAAAUGUCUCAGUUUCUUGACUCUGAAGCAGAAGAAAGUGAAGAUGAUGAAUUGGAUGAAAUUGACAAGAAAAAAGCUAAAAGAAUUAAAGCAAUGGAAAGUGAUGAUGAUGAUGAUGAAGAUGAUGAAGAUAAAAUACGUGAAGAACUAAAAGAUUUAAUUGAUGACAAUCCAAUUGAAGAAAGUGAUGCAUCUGGUGAUGAAUCAGAUGGUUCUAAGAAAAGGAAAAAAUCAGAUGAUGACUUUGAUGAUCGACUUGAAGAAGAUGAUUAUGAUCUAAUUGAAGAAAAUCUUGGUGUUAAAGUUGAACGAAGGAAACGAUUUAAAAGAUUAAGACGUUUAGAAGAUGAAGAAAGUGAUGAUGAAGGUACUGGUGAAAAUGCUACGGAAGAUCGAGAAGCCAUUGCUAACACCUUAUUUGAUAUGUCUGAUAAUGAAGAAGAAAGAACUUCUGAACGUGCAUCUUCAAGAGCUGAAAGAGUUGAUAAUUAUAAUAUAGAAGGUGAUGAAGAUGGAGAAGAAUAUUCUGAUGAAGAUGAUGAUGGAUUUAUUGUAGAUGAUGAAGGACGACCAAUUAAAGAAAAAAAGAAAAAACGUAAACACAUAUAUCAUGAUGCUGCUCUUCAAGAAGCCCAAGACAUUUUUGGUGUUGAUUUUGAUUAUGAUGAAUUUGAAAAAUAUGAUGAUGAGUAUGAAGACGACGUAUCUGAUGAUGACUACAUAGAAGAUGAAGAUGAUGGCGAAAGAAGACAAAGGCCAAAACCUCAAAAACGUAGAAAAGCUACUAGAAAAUCAAUAUUUGAAAUUUAUGAACCAAUCGAAUUGAAAAGAGGACACUUUACAGAUCUAGACAAUCAAAUUCGUAAUAAUGAUAUACCUGAAAGAAUGCAAUUACGAGAUAUUCCUGUAACACCAGUUCCUGAAGGUUCUGAUGAAUUGGAUGAUGAAGCAGAAUGGAUUUACAAACAAGCAUUUAGCAAGCCUACAAUUACUACACAAGAAAAUAAGGGUGGUGCUGAUCCUCGAGUUCAAUCCAAAAAAGGACCUCAAACUAUUGGAAAAAUUAAAAAAGCGUUAGACUUUAUGCGAAAUCAAAACUUUGAAGUUCCAUUUUUAGCAUAUUACAGGAAAGAGUAUGUUGAACCAGAAUUGGAUAUUAAUGAUUUGUGGAGAGUUUACCAUUUUGAUGCUAAGUGGUGUCAAUUAAAAUCUCGCAAAACUAUGUUACUUGAAUUAUUGCAAAAGAUGCAUGAUUACCAAAUGGAAAUAUAUUCUGUGGAUACAAUUGCUUCUAUACCAGAUCAUAUUCGCGUUAUUAGAGAUGAAGAUAUUGAUAGAUUACGUGCAGUACAAACAAAUGAAGAACUAAAAGAUAUUCAAGGACAAUUCAUGUUGUAUUAUGCUAAUGAUGUACCUGCUAUGCAAGAACAUGCUAGAAAAAAAUCUAAAGAAAUUAAAAAAAAAGCUAGAGAUCUAAAAGAAGAAAGAAGAAAACUUGCAAUAGAAGCUGGUGAAGAAGUACCUGAUGAUGAAGAAGAUACUGAUAAUUUAGAUGAUGAUGGUUCAAAUACUGAAACGGUGAAACCUGCUAGUAGUUCAGGACCGUAUACCAUGUGCAUAAAAGCAGGACUUGCUGGUUUUGCCAAACGUUUUGGUUUAAGACCUGAAUUUUUUGCUUUAAAUGUUCGUGACAAUUACCAAAGACAUGAAGUAGAUCAAGAAUCUGUUGAUCCAUAUAAACUUGCUGGAGAAUACUGCAAUGAAUUAUUAAAAACUUCUGAUGAAGUUCUGAAAGCUGGCAAGUAUAUGGUGGCAUGUCAAAUAUCUCGAGAGCCACUUAUAAGAAAAUGUUUACGGGAGACAUUCUUUGAUCGUGCUAAAAUAAAUAUUGUACCAACCAAAAGAGGUAUUAAAGAAAUUGAUGAAAAUCAUAAUUGUUAUUCAAUGAAAUAUAUUCGACGUAAACCAGUAAGAGAUUUAGUUAGAGAUGACUUCUUAAAAUUACAAAUGGCUGAAGAUGAUAAAUUACUUACUAUUUCAUUUGAUGAAGAAGUAGAUGGCUUAAGUACCCUUCCUUAUAUAGAAGAAGUCAAACAGCUUUAUAUAAGAGAUGAAUUUAGUUCUAAUGUACAACAGUGGAAUGACGUACGACGUGAAUGUGUUGACAUAGCUUAUAGAAAAUUAUUAAUGCCUGAAAUGGUUAAGGAAUUAAGGCGAAAUUUGCUUGCUGAAGCAAAAGAACAUAUACUAAAAGCUUGUAAACAUAAACUAGCUAAUUGGUUAGCUGUGGGUCCAUAUAAACCAGAAAUAGAUGAAGAUGAUGAUGAUUGGGAUGCUAGUAAAGGCAUUAGGGUCAUGGGAUUGGCAUAUUCUCCUGAUCAUGAGCAAGCAUCAUUUGCAUGUAUUUUAUCACCCGAUGGUGAAGUUCAAGAUCAUUUACGUUUGCCAUAUAUUAUGAAAAGAGCAUUUAAUGAUGAUGUAAAAGCAAAAAGAAAUGCUGAUUUUAAUCAUAUAAGAAAUUUUAUGAUUUCUAAAAGACCACAUGUGGUAGUUAUUGGAGCUGAGUCUAGAGAUGCAUUAUGGCUGGUUAGAGAUAUCAAAGCAGUUAUUGAUCAACUAGUUGUUGAUGAACAAUUUCCUCAAAUACAAGUUGAAAUAUUAGAUAACCAUCUUGCUAGGAUUUAUGCCAAUUCUAUCAAAGGAGAGAACGAGUUCAGAGAUUAUCCACAACUUUUACGUGAAGCUAUUUCCUUAGGCCGUAGAAUGCAAGAUCCUUUGGUUGAAUUUUCUCAACUGUGCACAACAGAUGAUGAAAUAUUAUGUCUUCGUUAUCAUCAAUAUCAAGAAUUUUUGGGCCAAGAAGAAUUACUAGAUGGAUUAUACCAAGAAUUUAUAAAUCGAACUAAUGAAGUGGGUGUUGACAUAAAUGAUGUUGUUCAACGUGUUUAUGCGCCCAAUCUUUUACAAUUCGUUUGUGGCUUAGGACCUAGAAAAGCUACUGCACUAAUUAAACUAAUGAAGCAGACUAAUCAACGUUUAGAAAAUAGAACGCAACUGGUUACUUCGUGUCAUAUGGGUCCAAAGAUAUUUAUAAACUGUGCUGGAUUUAUUAAAAUUGAUACAAAUUCUUUGGGUGAUAGUACUGAAGCAUAUGUAGAAGUUUUAGAUGGAUCUAGAGUGCAUCCAGAAACAUAUGAAUGGGCCAGAAAAAUGGCAGUAGAUGCUCUUGAGUAUGAUGAUGAAGAAGCAAAUCCAGCUGGAGCUCUAGAAGAAAUUUUAGAUGCUCCAGAAAGACUUAAAGAUUUAGAUUUAGAUGCAUUUGCUGAAGAAUUAGAAAGACAGGGUUUUGGUAAUAAAAGUAUUACAUUGUAUGAUAUUCGCCAAGAGUUAAAUCACCGUUAUAAAGAUUUAAGAGUAGCAUAUAAACCUCCAAAUCCUGGACAAGUUUUUGAACUACUAACUAAGGAGACUCAAGAAACAUUUUUCGUUGGAAAAAUGGUUCUUGCUACUGUCACUGGAAUUGCACGAAGGAAACCACAAAAUGAUCAGCUUGACAAAGCAAAUCCAGUAAGAAAUGAUGAUACUGGCUUAUGGCAAUGCCCAUUUUGUUUUAAAAAUGACUUCCUUGAAUUAUCUGAUGUAUGGAACCAUUUUGAUGCUGGUGGUUGUCCUGGUCAAGCAUCUGGAAUUCGUAUAAGAUUAGACAAUGGUAUUAGUGGGUUUAUAGCUAUGAAAAAUUUAUCAAAUACUCAUGUAGCUAAUCCUGAAGAUCGAGUUCGUUUUAAUCAAGCUAUACAUUGUCGAAUUAUUAAAAUUGAACCUGAUAGAUUUUCAUUUGAAGCUACAUCGAAAAGUUCUGAUUUAAAAGAUGAAGAACAUCAAUGGCGACCUCAAAAAGAUCCUUAUUAUGAUCAUGACACUGAAAGCAGACAGCGAAAGACUGAAUUAGAUAAGAAUAAAUUAAAAAAUGCCCAGACAUAUAUUAAACGUGUAAUUGUUCAUCCCUGUUUCUAUAAUGUUUCAUUUGGAGAAGCUGUUAAACUAUUGAAUAAUUCUGAUCAAGGGGAUGCUAUUAUUAGACCAUCAAGUAAAGGUGCUGAUCAUUUAACUGUUACAUGGAAAGUAGCAGACAAUGUAUAUCAACAUAUUGACAUACAAGAAAAAGGUAAAGUCAAUGCAUUUUCAUUGGGACGUUCGCUUUGGAUUGGUUCUGAAGAAUUUGAAGACUUGGAUGAAAUUAUUGCACGGCACAUUACUCCAAUGGCUGCCAAUGCAAGGGAAUUAUUAAGAUUCAGGUAUUAUCGGAAUACUGAUGGAGGCAAUAUUGAAAAAGCUGAACAAAUACUCCGUGAAGAAAAAUCUAAUAAUCCUUCAAAAAUUCAUUACAUUGUGUCUGUCUCGCAGAAAUAUGCAGGCAAAUUUCUCUUAUCGUGUUUACCUACUCGUAGAUCAAAACAUGAAUACAUUACUGUUACACCAGAUGGUUAUCGUUUUCGUAGCCAAAAUUUUGAUUCUAUUGGAUCAUUAUUCCGAUGGUAUAAAGAACAUUUCCGAGAUGCAACACCUCAUGUGACACCAGUUGCUUCCCGUUCAGCAGGGCAAACAUAUGGGCCCUCUCCACAUACAGAGCCCUCACCAAUGAAUCGCAGUCAUAGUAGUCACUCAAAUACCACACCUCAAUAUUCACAAUCUCCUCAUGCAUCAUAUAAUAAUAUGCAACAAUCUGCUUAUAACACUCCCUAUACGCCAUCAGGACAGACUCCUUACAUGGGAAAUUAUACUACUCCUCGUUACAGUACUACUCAAGCACCUGUUCAUGAUGGUGUAUUUCUUCAUCCUAGUUCUCUCACACCCAUUGUUCAAAGUAGUCCUAGGCCUUCUGUCCCUAGACCACCUGUACCAUCAGCAGAUCCAAGUGAUUGGAGACGUAUGGCUGAAGAAUGGGCUAAAGCUGCUAAACAACGAGGAGAAGGAUAUUCUACACCAAUGUCUGAUGGAGGACGACAUACACCUCGCAACAGGUAUAAUAACCAUCGUUAUAGCAUGAACAGAGAAAGGGAAACUAGCACUCCACGAAGUGAUGCUCCUUCACCUACCCCAAGUGCCUCAUCAUAUGGAUAUCACUCUCCCGCACCAUCAAAGAACUAUAAAAAUAAUUACACAACUUCUACCCAUCAUUCAACCAAAUCACCACGAGGUCCAUCCUCUAAUUCUGGAACGCCUUAUGAUCCUUUUACAAUGGAUCCUGGAGAGGAGUCACCUGGUAUUUAUGCAUCCUCAUCACGUUCUGGACGCAAUGAUGAAAAUAUUUCAGAUAUGAGGUAUGCAUCACCUGGCUCAAGAUGGACACCAAGAUCUGGUCGUUCAACUCCACAUACCAUCAAUAGCCCUAGAUCAAUGAUUGAAUCUUCUAUGGGUGAUAACACGCCACUGUAUGAAGACUCGUAAAUUGAUAAAUAAUAAUUUCAUUUUUAUUUUUGUACCUAAUUCAGUUCAAAAUUUAAGGUUUUUAUUUCAUAUUAGGAUUUCAUACAACAUCAAAAAUUAAAUUUGAUGUUUAUACUUUGAUCCUAGAAUUGUUAUUUUGAACUGAUCGCAUUAAAUAUAAGAUAUAAUCUUUUUUUUUUCAUAUAUUUCAUAAUAAAAAUAUAAAAAAGU
This is a messenger RNA of Sipha flava (yellow sugarcane aphid), 5940 nucleotides long. RefSeq names its product transcription elongation factor SPT6 (gene Spt6). Gene Ontology annotation, cellular component: transcription elongation factor complex. The coding region runs from base 286 to 5730 and encodes 1814 amino acids. Lineage: Eukaryota; Metazoa; Arthropoda; Insecta; Hemiptera; Aphididae. Gene Ontology annotation, molecular function: nucleosome binding; DNA binding; histone binding. The transcript is spliced from 22 exons. Gene Ontology annotation, biological process: nucleosome organization; transcription elongation by RNA polymerase II; positive regulation of transcription elongation by RNA polymerase II. The record is from RefSeq and is a predicted model, not a curated record.